GUGGGAUUCGAAUCUGCGAACUAAGGAUAAACUCCUUAGUUUGUGUCUCUAGAGCAGACGCUCUGUACCACACAAGUGACCUCUUUAAAUGAAUGUUGUCAUAUGUGUUGCCUGUAAUUUUGAAUUUACUUUCAGGGUUUAAUUUUUUUCAACUUUCUGCUUUCCUAAAUUUGAUUUGUGCUACAAACUUAAAAUAAGUAUAUAUUUUUAAUAGUAUCUGCAUUGUAGUUCCCAACAACUGCUCUCUAAUCUGAAAGUGUCAGUGAUGACAGCAUUAUUAUUUUUAGAAAGUGUGUUAGUAUCAAGUGAAAGCUAUGCUGAUCCUUAUUAUUUAGUAUAGAUUAUGACAUUGUUAUAUUUUUUGUAGAUCACAGAAUGCCUAGGAAGAAGAGCUGGAAGAAAGCUGCUGCAAAAAAGAACCCAUGUAAGGCAGAUGUGGGUGACAAGUACCCCACAGAUGUUGGCCACGUCCAACUGUCUGUGCCUCUGGGUGUAGGCCACGUCCUAACACCUAUGACAUCUGUACCGGCAGGGGUGGUCUCUACCACCCCUGUGACAGUGGUCUCUGCGGCUCUCCCUGAGACCACUAUGCCUCAAACUAUGCCUCAAAUGUUGCCUCUGGCUCAAACUAUGCCUCAAAUGUUGCCUCUGGCUCAAAAGUUGCCUCAAAUGAUUACUCAGAAUUCCUCUCAGUUGCUUACUCAGAAUAUCUCUCAGAUUACAACUCAGAAUAUUACUCCGUUUGUAAUGAACAAUAUACCAAAUGAAACAACACAUGCACUGCAAGGUAAUUGUAUGCAUCAGAAUUCAGAUAAUGUGGUGUUUGGAUCUUUCCAUCAGGGAAGCAUGAGGUUUUCAUCAUUUUCAAGAGGUAAUCAGUGUACAUGCAAUUCACUUAUGAUGUUGGCAAAUUCAUAUGAACAUUUUUCAUUUACUAGUUCCUUUUUAGAUCAGACUCUGCUCAAGGGAGAUAAUUUGUACAACACGGUUGUGAAGAAUCUUCAGAGUGCUGGAAAACUUAAAAGUAGAUUACUGAUGUUUGAUGAAUUACCAAUUCAUAUUGAUUCUGGUGAAAAUCACCACAUGGUUGAUAAGUUUGAUACAUUGUUUGGCUUAUUAGUUACAGAUGAUAAGAGAAAUCAAAUUCAAACUCUACAUGAAUGUCUGCAACAAGCAUUGGGAUUAUCUAGAUUAGAUCAGUUAACAACAACUGCUCUCACAAACAAACAAUCUGAUGGCACCAAUACUGGUCACUUAAAAACAACAGCAAUAAAGAAAGAUAAAAAGGAUUACAUGAGACAAUAUAUGAGAAACAAGAGACAAAAUCCAGAGAUUAAAAGCAAGGAAAGGGACAGUAUGAGAAACAAGAGACAGGAUCCCGAGUUUAAAGUCAAGGAAAGGGACAAUAAAAGAAGCAAGAGACAAGAUCCAGAGUUUAAAGACAACGAAAGAGACCAUAUGAGAAACAAACGACAACAUGCAGAGUUUAAAGUAAAGGAAAGGGACAGUAAAAGAAGCAAGAGACAGGAUCCAGAGUUUAAAAACAAUGAAAGAGACCGUAUGAGAAACAAACGACAAAAUGCAGAGUUUAAAGGAAAAGAGAGGAACAGUAAGAGAAACAAGAGACAGGAUCCCGAGUUUAAAGUCAAGGAAAGGGAAAGUAAAAGAAGCAAGAGACAAAAUCCAGAGUUUAAAGACAAUGAAAGAGACCGUAUGAGAAACAAACGACAAAAUACAGAGUUUAAAGACAAGGAAAGGGACAGUAAGAGAAUUAAAAGGCAAGAAGAAGAAUAA
Magallana angulata is the source of this 1794-nucleotide messenger RNA. RefSeq lists its product as uncharacterized. Lineage: Eukaryota; Metazoa; Mollusca; Bivalvia; Ostreida; Ostreidae. The transcript is spliced from 2 exons. Gene Ontology annotation, cellular component: nucleus. The record is from RefSeq and is a predicted model, not a curated record. Bases 376 to 1794 code for a protein of 472 amino acids.